GUACUAGUCUUGGUGGAAUCCGCGGCGCCUUACCCCCAUUCAUUUUCCGCUCUCAGGAUCAUCCAUAUCUUCUCCAUUCCAAUUUAUUCGCCUACCAAACACAGUCUCGUCCAUCAUAGCCGCCUAUAACUGUAUUCACAUUAUUCUCUCCCUCUUUUUCUCUCUAAAACCUCUGUUUUCUCGCCGCCGCCGCUGCUUAUGGAAUGACUGAUUACAGCCUACCGGAGAUGAAUCUCUGGGCCGAUUCCUCCGGCCACAACGCUUCCAUGAUGGAUGCAUUCGUUUCCUCCGAUCAGCCUCCCUUCUGGGUCUCGCCUGCCGGUAAAUUCCAUCGGGCUGCGUUGGGCCCGCCUCAUCAUCUGUCCUCCUCCGCCGCCGCCGCCGCCGCUUCCUCGGUCGUCCUCAGCCAGGAGACCCUCCAGCAGCGCCUGCAAAUCGUGAUCGACGGCGCCCGGGAGUCGUGGACCUACGCGAUUUUCUGGCAGGCGUCGGUGGCUGAACUGGCAUCUCCGUCGCUGUUGGGGUGGGGCGACGGGUACUACAAGGGUGAGGACGACAAGGCCAGGGCGAGGCGAAAGGCGACGUCUCCCGCCGAACAGGCUCACCGGAAGAGGGUUCUCCGCGAUCUCAAUUCACUCAUCGCCGGUCCUGGAUCGGGCGACGAUUCCGUGGACGAAGAAGUCACCGAUACCGAGUGGUUUUUUCUCGUCUCCAUGACCCACUCCUUUGCUUCCGGGUCGGGUCUCCCGGGUCGGGCCUUCUCCAGUUCGAGCCCAAUUUGGAUCUCCGGCCAGGAUAACCUCGCUUCGUCUCCCUGCGAGCGAGCCCGGCAAGCGCAGAGCUUCGGACUCCAAACCAUGGUCUGUAUUCCCUCACCCAACGGAGUGGUUGAACUCGGAUCCACUGAAUUGAUUCACCAGAGCUUAGAAUUGGCGAACAAGGUUAGAUUCCUGUUCAAUCUGAACAACAACAACAACAAUCAUAAUCCCGUCCCGACCUCGAUCUCCUGGCCGCCGGAAGCCGACCCCUCAGCCACCUGGCUCACCCACCCAACCUCUUCCUACGUUGAGGUGAAAGAUUCCUCCAACACAUCAGUCCAAGAGAAUUCAUAUCUUUCCAGCGGCGUAAAACAAAUCGUGUUUGGCAGUGAGAAUUCCAUCGCCCUUAAUCACAAUCUCGAAGUUAAAUCCCAACAAACAAAAGGGUACUCACCAAAGGAUCUCAAUUCCUUUGAGUUUGGGAAUUCAUCACAUUCUUGCAAACCCGAGACAGGCGAGAACGGGAAUCCAUUUUCCGGCCAUUUUCCGGCUGGGGCUGGAGCGGACGAGGGAAAAAACGUAAAAAGACCCGCCACGUCUAGGGCGAGCAAUGAGGAAGGAAUGCUCUCAUUUGUUUCGGACCAAUCAGAUGUAGAAGUCUCAGUGGUGAAGGAGGCGGAGAGUAGCCGUGGAGGAGGAGGAGGGGUGGAGGUGGAGGGGGAGAAACGGCCGAGGAAGAGGGGGAGAAAACCGGCAAACGGGCGAGAGGAGCCACUGAACCACGUGGAGGCAGAGAGGCAGAGGAGGGAGAAGCUGAACCAAAGAUUCUACUCGUUGCGAGCCGUGGUCCCAAAUGUUUCAAAAAUGGACAAAGCCUCCCUCCUUGGGGACGCCAUUGCGUACAUAAACGAGCUCAAAUCCAAGCUUGAGAACUCGGAAUCCUACAUAGAGGACUUGAAGAUGAGAUUGAGGGAACUGAGUGGCAACAAAGAGGAGCCACCAUCCAAGAAACCACCACCACCAAACCAGGUGGUGGUGGUGGUGCAAGACAUGGAUGUGGAGGUGAAGAUCAUGGGUUGGGACGCGAUGAUCCGGAUACAAUGCAAUAAAAACAACCACCACCCUGCCGCCCGCCUCAUGGUGGCACUGAAGGAGCUAGACUUGGAUGUUACCCAUGCCAGCGUCUCAGUCGUGAAUGACUUGAUGAUCCAACAAGCCGCUGUGAGGAUAGGACCUGCCCAUAGAUUCUACACUCAUGAUCAGCUACGCCGAGCAUUGAUGACCAAACUAGCAGAAAAUUUUUGAAUGGUUUGCAUUGGGACGCUCCAUUUCAGCACCUGAGCUCCAUAUAAUUCGUCGAGAUAUGUUUCUGGGCAAUAAACAAACAUUAUACUAUCAAGUUUUUGUGUGGUUGGAGUUUUUGAACUGAGAUUCUUUUUGGCCUUUAUAUGAUGAUGUUAUACUAUGAUGUUCUUAGUGGUCUUUUGGUUACUGUACAUAGACAUAUGGUUUGCCUAAUGUUGAUUGUAAAAUGGCAGGCUUCUAAAUAGAGAAACAAAGUGCUCUUUGCCUGGUGCAGUUGUUCAUGACAUUUGCAUGGUCCCCUGUGCCUUCUUUUCUUCUUCAAAUAAAACUAAUUGGGCUCC
Cuscuta campestris is the source of this 2404-nucleotide messenger RNA. The record is from the annotation of a GenBank genome assembly. NCBI's taxonomy places the organism in Eukaryota, Viridiplantae, Streptophyta, Magnoliopsida, Solanales, Convolvulaceae.